Molecule: messenger RNA, 1338 nt
Organism: Triplophysa dalaica
Lineage: Eukaryota; Metazoa; Chordata; Actinopteri; Cypriniformes; Nemacheilidae
Gene: c1qtnf9
Product: C1q and TNF related 9
Exons: 3
Coding region: 84-1127 (347 amino acids)
Molecular function (GO): protein binding
Source: RefSeq, a predicted model, not a curated record
CUGCACAUUUAGCAUCUCACAACACAGACACAACAGAUGUAUUUUAGCUGAACCUUUUUAGGCUGCUACUGUGCUUGAGGACCAUGCUGUUUCCAAGGCAAUUCUGUAUGCUUUUUCUAUUUGUUUCAGUAAAUGCUGCAGAGCAGGAAGUUUCUGGAAAGCCUAACAGUUGCAUGUGCGGUCACCCCGGAAUCCCAGGAGAUCCGGGACACAAUGGAAUGCCAGGUCGUGAUGGCAGAGAUGGGGCCAGAGGUGACAAAGGAGAUGGGGGAACAUGUGGAGAAUCUGGUCAAAAUGGUCCAAAAGGGGAUAAAGGAGAACUUGGUAUUCCUGGCAUAGCUGGUAUAAAGGGCCAGCGCGGUGAAGACGGAGAGCGGGGCCCACCUGGCAAAAUGGGACCCCAAGGUUUCCCAGGGCCUCUUGGCUUGAAAGGUCAGAAGGGACAAUUGGGUUUUCCAGGACCACCGGGCAUCAAAGGUGAGAUGGGGCCUGUUGGCCCAGCGGGGCCACAAGGUGACACUGGCCCUAAAGGAGAGAGAGGCUUAAUAGGUCCUUUGGGUCACCAAGGACGGCCAGGUCCGAAGGGUGAUUUUGGGCCUCAGGGCGUCAAGGGCAGCAUUGGUGUUCACGGCGAUAAAGGCUCAAUAGGAGAAAUUGGCAAGCCAGGUCCAAAGGGAGACAUGCCUGAGGUAACAAAAAGUGCUUUUUCGGUUGGAUUGACUGUAGAAAGCAGAAUGCCUCCUGGUAACACACCUAUACGCUUUGAUAAAAUCCUCUACAACCAGCAGGGUCACUAUGAUCCUGAGACGGGUCGCUUCACGUGUUCUGUCAGCGGAGCCUAUUUUUUCACUUAUUACAUCACUGUUUUGGUUCGUGAUGUCCAAGUGGCCAUGGUGAAGAACGGUCAGAAAAUGAUCCACACUCUCAACAGGUACCAAAACGGCGAGGAUCAGGCAUCAGGGGGAGCAAUCCUAGAGCUGCAGGCUGGAGACAAGGUGUGGCUUCAAGCGUCUGAUGGAGAGCGAUUCAAUGGGUUGUUUGCAGACGAAGAUGACGAUACUAUUUUUGCGGGAUUUCUUCUCUUUGCAACAGAAAGCAAGCCUAGCUACCCAAAAGCUCCCGUUUGAUAGAGUUCAAUGUUCCUGCAACUAUGAUCCACAUGUGAUUUGAAAGAAAAUGUUUUGAAUUCACUAAAUGACCAAUUGUGUUUCUUUUCUGAAAUAUUUGCUGUGUCGAUUUUUUAACCCAUGAGCUUUGUAGAUUUACAUCAUGAUCAAAAUAACGUAUCAUUUCAGUGCUUCUUACCAAUGGAUUAAACUAUUAACCCUAUUGACUCCA